AUGUUGAGAGUUCAGGAUGGCGGGGAUAUCAAAAGCAGCUUCGUGGAAUCCCGUGACUCAGGCUCAGGUGGGAGCAGUAUUGGCCCAGGCUCAGUCGAUAUCGAUCAUUGGGUUUCAGACACUUCCAAUUCUGGCAACUCUGCCACCACACAGACAUACACGGGAAGACAAAAAUGGCAUCCGAUCAUGUCAGAUAUCUCACCGAUUUCGAAUGAUGAGCCAAAUAGUAUCUUCACAACAGAUCAAUUUAGGCCCACAAGCGUCAGCUACAUGUAUCUAAUCCCAACAUGCCUUGAUCUGUUUCUUGAAUUCAUUUACCCCAUUAUGCCUCUGGUGCAUAUGCCCACUUUACGAGCUUCAAUCGAUCGAUCAUUGGAGAUCCACGAGAAGAAUCUUCUUUACUCGCUAUGUGCUAUCACUUCAACACACAUGUCGGGUAAAAGCCUACUAGCUCCAGGACCUCCUUCCUGGGAAAUAGUUGGACGUUUCUUCCUUGAUGAAUGUAUCAUGGCUCGACAAGCUUAUGACUUCGUUGAAGAUAGAUCACUGUCUGCUGUUAUUUCUUCCUAUUUCGUAUCAACGGCAUUCUUUGAGCUAAACCAGUCGAGGAAGUCUUGGUAUUAUUUGAGAGAAGCAAUAACGAUGGCGCAGGAUAUAGGCUUACACGAAGAGUAUAAAUAUUCUGGUCUUCAUCCGGCCGAGGAAUUAUGUCGUAGAAGAACAUUUUGGAUAUUAUAUGUUACGGAAAGGUCUUUCGCUAUUCUACGUCACAAGCCUCUUACUUUCUCGAAAACGCCAGCUCUGCCAUCCACUCUACACGAAUAUGAAGCCCCAGAAAUCCAUGCUGGGUUUAUGCACUUGGUACAAUCUUACCAUCUAUUAGAUUCUAAUUUCGUUGAUUCUUGGAAUGAAGCUUCCAAUGCACCAGUUUCGACCAUUACAUACACUGCGCUUCAACAGCAACUGAAUUUACCUCACCCAUCUCACUUGUCUCUUACUGUCAUACAGAAAGCUGAUAUACUCGUUACUCAACAAUGGCUGCGUCUAAUUGUUUGGCAAUCUUCAAUGCGUCAAGGCCUCCUUUCUUCCAUCGCAGCCGACGAAAGCAUGACGUUCCGAUACCCUCUGAAGAUCGCCCACUCGAUCUUGAGCGUUAUAUCUUCACUGCCCAUCGCAAGUAUAGAAGUCCAUGGAAUGGGCAUUUUUGAGAAGAUUUUCGAGAUCGGGAACUCGAUGGUAGAUGUUAUGCAAGCUUAUGGGUCACAGAUUCUCCACGAAGUGUAUGGCAUCUGUCAAGAUCCAUUUGAUAUGUUUGUGAGGACACUGAGCCAGACGCCAAAUUCUCAGAGACAGUAUGCGAAUCUUUUACUUGCAAAAGUGGCAGAAAAGCCGGAAAUUCAGAGAUUCUCUCACACCUUGACAAAAGGACUAUCUAUUCAUACCAUGCUAGGUACAGAUGGAUUGAAUGUGAAUACAGUACCUCGUUUGGGCGAACGACAGUGGAGAGGAAGUAUUGUGGGCGAAAUCAAAGACGGGGAAGAUGCGGUGCAUAAGGCAGAAGAAGAAGGGUAUGGACAGAUCAAUAAUAACCCGAUGAACGUUAUGGUCAUGGUCACUCAGCCCAGUGAUAUUGAGCUCAGAGCAAGCGAAGCAUUAAUUCUGCAGACGUCCUAG
Molecule: messenger RNA, 1674 nt
Organism: Sclerotinia borealis F-4128
Lineage: Eukaryota; Fungi; Ascomycota; Leotiomycetes; Helotiales; Sclerotiniaceae
Source: the annotation of a GenBank genome assembly